Messenger RNA from Trichoderma atroviride IMI 206040, 2112 nucleotides. RefSeq lists its product as uncharacterized. Gene Ontology annotation, molecular function: propionate-CoA ligase activity. The record is from RefSeq and is a predicted model, not a curated record. Lineage: Eukaryota; Fungi; Ascomycota; Sordariomycetes; Hypocreales; Hypocreaceae.
AUGUCAGUCAAAGGCGGCCAUAUCCAGGAUGAUAUCCUGCGGCACAGUCUGGAGAAUCCCGAAGAAUUCUGGGCGCACCAAGCAGAGCAUCUCUACUGGCACAAGAAGCCCAGCUCAACGUUAAAGCUCACGUCCAAGAAGCUGAAGAGCGGCAUUGAGCACGACAGCUGGGAGUGGUUUCCAGAUGGCGAAAUCUCGACGUGCUACAACUGCGUGGAUCGGCAUGUCGAGGCCGGCCACGGCGAUCACGUUGCCAUCUACUUCGACAGCCCCGUCUCCAAGACAAAGGAGAAAUACACAUACCGCCAGCUGCUUAGUGAGGUUGAGGUGCUCGCGGGAGCGCUGAGAGAAGAUGGCGUUCGCAAGGGCGAUGUGGUCAUGCUCUACAUGCCCAUGAUUCCCGCUGCCAUCAUUGGCAUCCUCGCCGUGAGCCGCCUGGGCGCCAUCCACUCCAUCGUCUUUGGUGGCUUUGCCCCCAAUGCCCUUGCCCAGCGCAUUGAUGCAUGCAAGCCCGUCGUCCUCCUGACAGCAUCAUGUGGCAUUGACGGCAACAAGCCCCCUAUCCCAUACCGCCCCCUUGUUGAGGAGGCCUACCAGCUGGCUGCGCACCAACCACGCCGGACGUUGGUUUGGCAACGAGAUCAGGUUAGGUGGGGGCCAACAGACCGCAGCGCAGGCCAGGCGACAUGGCAGACAGUUGUGUCUGGGGCGCAAAAGAGAGGCAUCAAGGCCGAUUGUGUCCCCGUCAACAGUGCCGAUCCGGUGUACAUCAUCCAUACGUCUGGCACAACUGGUGCGCCCAAGGGGGUGUUGCGAGAUGCUGGAGGCCAUGCGGUUGGUUUGCAUCUCUCAAUCAGCUACCUUUUCAAUAUCCAUGGACCCGGCGACGUUGUCUUCACCGCAUCGGAUAUUGGUUGGGUCGUUGGGCACUCAUAUAUCAUAUACGCACCGCUACUGGCCGGAGCCGCUACCGUCAUAUACGAGGGCAAGCCGGUUGGGACGCCAGAUGCCUCUGCUUUCUGGCGCAUUAUCGAGGAAUACAAGGUCAACACCAUGUUUACUGCACCAACAGCGCUGCGUGCUAUCAAGCGUGACGAUCCAGAGAACAAGCUUCUGGCCGAGACCGGCAAAAGGGGUGGCCUCCGCUCGCUCAAGGGCCUUUUCUUGGCCGGGGAGCGAUCAGAGCCAAGCCUCAUAUCCAUGUACCAAGAACUUCUUGACAAGUUCGCGGCGCCAAAUGCACAUGUUGUUGACAAUUGGUGGAGCACCGAGGCUGGUUCUCCCAUGACAGGCCGCGCCCUGGUCCCUCAUGCGGGCAAGGACCGCAAGACCAAAGUUCGUGACCACGAGCCGCCUCACUUGAAACCUGGUAGUUGCGGCAAGGCCAUGCCUGGCUUUGAUAUCCGCAUUGUGGAUGACGAGGGUCGUCCAGUCGAGAGCGGCAACAUGGGGAAUAUCGUGCUUGGAAUGCCGCUAGCACCGACUGGAUUCCGCACUCUAUGGGACGAUGAGGAGAGAUUUUACGGUGGAUAUCUGAAGAGAUUCCAAGGCAAGUGGCUAGACACGGGAGAUUCAGGCUGGAUUGAUGGAGAGGGCUACAUCCACGUCAUGAGCAGGAACGAUGAUGUGCUGAAUGUCAGCGCACAUCGACUAUCAAGUGGUGGCAUUGAGCAAGCCAUUACUUCGCACCCCCUGGUUGCUGAAGCCUGCGUCGUAGGCGUUCCUGAUGCCCUCAAGGGCCAAUUACCUUUUGCCUUCAUCACUCUCUCGACUCCGUCACAUCCAACUACCGCUAUCCCUGACGAAAAGACAUCUUCAGAAAUCCAGGCCCUUGUGAGAAAGCAGGUGGGUGCCAUUGCCUCACUUGGCGGUAUCAUACAAGGCAAGGGCAUGAUUCCCAAAACACGCUCUGGUAAGACCCUCAGACGUGUAUUGAGAGAACUAGUAGAGAAUGCGACCAAGGGGGAAUAUGAGAAGGAGGUUGCGGUUCCAAGCACUGUGGAGGACGCAUCAGUUGUGGAUGUGGCUAGGGCCAAGGUAAAGGAGUACUUUGAGGAGGUGGGUGGCAAGCAUGCCGCCAUUGAAGAGCAUGGAAUCAAGGCUAAGCUGUAA